AUGUCGACGACACGAGCACUAUUCCGCACAGCACGCCUCUCUCCCAUCUCCUCCACCCGGCCCUUCACGACCACCCGCACUCGCUUCGCCGACAACGUGAACCCACGUUCCCACGACAAUGCGGACGCAUGGCGCAAGUCGCAGACCGAGAAGCCUCUUAAUCCGCACAUGACCAACACCAACAGUACCAUCUCCAACGAGAUGCCCAGCAUCGGCAGAGACGCACCUCCACCGGAGAUGAUCACGAGCGCCGACCCCGACUUCACCCCGAAGGACAGUCAUCCCGAGAACACGGAACGCAUGACGGGCGGCACCCAGAAGCCCGCGCCAGACAGUGGGCCCAACUCUGAGCUCGAUGUAGGUGAAAUCGAAGGCGGCACCUUCCGCGUCGAGCCUCUUCGCCGCACCGGUGAGGACGCGAACACGAUGCGUGCCCAGUCUGACCUGCUCCUCUCCACAUUCGCCGACACUCAUUUGGCGCAUAUGACGCCCAAGCAGUUGCAGCAAUAUGAUUUGUUUCUGGACGAGAACGAUUGGGAUAUCUAUUAUUGGGCGACGCAGGAGCCCACCCCUACUUCGAUGGCGUAUGCGGAGGGUGCGGGUUCGGCGUUUGCGAGUCCGGAGGCGCAGGGGAGUACCCACCCGGACACUACGAAGAAGCCAGAGGAUGAGAAAGUGCGGAAGCCUGCGACGGGAGAGUGGGCGCAGACGGUGGGGACUUUCAAGCCGGCAUAUAGGCCGGUGCCGACACGGUGGAAGAACAGUGAGAUUCUGUCAAUGCUGAGGAAGCAUGUGAUUGAUAAGAGUGCGGGAGGCGUGCAUGUGUCUGAAGGCGAGAAGAUGAGUAAGAAAGGAUCCGGGGGCGGUAUGGGUUUCAUGCCGGAGCUGAAGAACUUUGACAUCUAG
Molecule: messenger RNA, 906 nt
Organism: Baudoinia panamericana UAMH 10762
Lineage: Eukaryota; Fungi; Ascomycota; Dothideomycetes; Mycosphaerellales; Teratosphaeriaceae
Exons: 2
Coding region: 1-906 (301 amino acids)
Biological process (GO): protein-FAD linkage; tricarboxylic acid cycle; mitochondrial respiratory chain complex II assembly
Cellular component (GO): mitochondrion
Source: RefSeq, a predicted model, not a curated record